AUGCAAGAGCUCGAAGCGGAGGAACGUGCCAUUCGACGCGGCUUCAUCUCAAACAAGAAUCCCGAAGAUCCCCCUGCUCGGUAUUCAGAUCCACGACACUUAAUCUGGCUUCCUUUUCCGCACACCACGUCUGGACAACCGGGUCGGUUUAAUCUUCAGCGUCAGUCCAAGACUCUUGUCUUCGCAUUUAUGGGCCGGCAUGUCUUCCGACGCGUCUAUGACUGUACCGCUGAAUUCGAGAAGGACCCGUUUCGCGCCUACUCGAAAGUCUGCGUGCACGGUUGUGCUGGAACUGGGAAGUCGCAUGUACUGGCAGCAUUAGCGUGCUUGCUUUUGCACGAAGGCAAGCGCGUCGUAUAUAUUCCGGACUGCGUGUAUCUUCUCGAAAGCUUCUUCAUGGAGAUGCGCGCUGCGUUGCAAUUCGCAUUUCCAGAAUAUGCAAGCACAAUGGAUGCGUGGACCGGGACUGAGCAAGUGCGCGACUUCUGCCGUGCUUGGCGUAAGGAAGGAUUAAUUUUCUUCGUGCUCGAUCAACGCGAGGCUCUUGACACUGUACCGAAUGAUCCAGACAGGGAGAGGAAGGGCCAGGUGCGAGGAUGGCUCGAUGAAUUGCUUGCUCGCAACUUUGUCGCCUUCAGUGCCUCGGCUGAAUCUAAGUCGUAUCGUGUACGACCAGGAGUGCGUACGAAUGUCAAAGAAUUCUCCAUGCACGCUGGUUAUGAUGAGGAAGAAAUGAACUGGUGGUGGAAACACAAUGUCAAGACUCUCCCGUCUAUUCGCCCCGAUGAACGGAAGUUUGUCGAGGAGCUCACUGGCUGCAACCCUCUCCUCCUUCGACCACUGAUUAGAGCAAAGGAACGCCUGUUCAUUGAUUGUAAAGAACAAUUCCUUGCCUCGGAGGAGCUCGUUCAUGUCCGUACUUCCGUCCUUUCCUUCCUGGCGAAGAAACAAGAGGCCUGGCUUCCUAAUACCGAGAAAUCGUUCUAUAAACAUAUGGAUGCGUGCGUGCGAGAGGUGUUCCUAUCCGCACCGGACGACGACAUUUAUGACCCACGCUAUUUUUACUUUACUAUGGUUAACGGCGCUUGGCAAGGCCAUUGCAUGUGUGGUAUUGUUCGCGAUGUCAUGGAGCAGAAGAUUACGGACUACAAAGCGAUGACUGCACGAAUGCCUCACUAA
Messenger RNA from Fomitiporia mediterranea MF3/22, 1179 nucleotides. RefSeq lists its product as uncharacterized. The transcript is spliced from 4 exons. The record is from RefSeq and is a predicted model, not a curated record. The coding region runs from base 1 to 1179 and encodes 392 amino acids. NCBI's taxonomy places the organism in Eukaryota, Fungi, Basidiomycota, Agaricomycetes, Hymenochaetales, Hymenochaetaceae.